CAACAUGGCGAUCACUGGCAACGGGUCUCCCGCGACUAUUCUCUUUUUCUUCAUGAUUCCGGCGACUCUUCACAAAGUGGUGAGUCAGAAUCUAGUUACAGACAAUGUGUCGGUGGUAGAGGGCGAGAUGGCCACCAUCAGUUGCCGUGUGAAGAACAAUGACGACUCAGUCAUCCAGCUGCUCAACCCCAAUAGACAGACAAUCUACUUCAGAGACAUGAGACCUCUGAAAGACUCACGAUUUCAGCUGGUGAACUUUUCGGACAACGAGCUUCGGGUGUCCCUGUCUAACGUCUCUCUGUCAGACGAGGGUCGAUAUGUGUGCCAGCUCUACACAGACCCCCCACAGGAAGCCUAUGCAGACAUCACAGUGCUGAUUCCUCCAGGUAACCCCAUCAUUGAGGCCCGGGAUGAGAUCCUUAGUGAGGGCAACGAGACAGAGAUGACCUGCACCGCCAUGGGCAGUAAGCCUGUUGCCACUAUCAGAUGGAUGAAGGGAGACAAAGAGCUCCCAGGUAAACCAAAAGUGGAGGUCACUUAUGAUAAGAUGUACACAAUCACCAGCCGAAUAACAUUCACUGUCAGCAAGGAGGACGACGGCGUGCCUGUGGUAUGCAUUGUGGACCACCCAGCAGUUAAGGACUUCCAAGCUCAGAGAUACCUGGAGGUGCAAUACAAACCAGAGGUGAAGAUUGUGGUGGAGUUUCCCUCAGGUCUAACCAGGGAAGGGGAGAACCUGGAACUGACCUGCCAGGCCAAAGGCAAACCCCAACCACAGCGGGUGAACUGGUUUAAGGUGGAAGACGAUGUGCCGUCCCACGCCGUCAUCACUGGCAGUGACCUGUACAUUGAAAACCUCAACAAGUCUUACAACGGGACCUACCGCUGCGUGGCCUCCAACUCUGUUGGCGAGUCCUAUGACGACUAUAUACUCUACGUCUAUGAUGCUCCCACCACCACCCCUAUACCCACCACAGCCACCACCACUACCACCACCACCACCACCACUACCACCACUACCAUCUACCCCGAAGCCACUCAAGAUUCAAGAGCUGGAGAGGGAGCACCAAGAACGGUGGACCAUGCAGUCAUCGGAGGAGUGGUGGCAGUGGUGGUCUUUGCCAUGCUCUGUCUACUUAUCGUCUUAGGGCGCUACUUUGCAAGACACAAAGGUACCUACUUCACACAUGAAGCCAAAGGGGCAGAUGAUGCAGCAGACGCAGACACGGCCAUCAUCAAUGCAGAGGGUGGCCACACUAAUUCGGAUGAAAAGAAAGAAUACUACAUCUGAUCAGAACAGGACCCCUCACAUUUAGUGUCCCCUUUGGGACACAGUCUGGUUUUUUUUUUUUGGUUUUUUUUUUGACUGGGGAUAGGGUGAAGAGGGGAGAGGGUGGAGAGGAUGGGUAGGGAUUGUUUUGGUUUUGGUUAGAACAGAUUGAGGAGUAGAGGAGAAACUGGUUUUAGUGGAAACCAAGAUUUAAGCUGUGUUUAGAGUAGUCUGCAGCUCUAGAUGGAAUGUUUUGUGUUUUAAAAAGACAAAGGAUAGAAAAUGAAGGGUUUGUUAUGUUGUUAUUUUAA
This is a messenger RNA of Lampris incognitus (smalleye Pacific opah), 1581 nucleotides long. It is a transcript of the gene cadm1a, whose product is annotated as cell adhesion molecule 1a. Gene Ontology annotation, biological process: susceptibility to natural killer cell mediated cytotoxicity; cell recognition; detection of stimulus. Bases 5 to 1291 code for a protein of 428 amino acids. NCBI's taxonomy places the organism in Eukaryota, Metazoa, Chordata, Actinopteri, Lampriformes, Lampridae. Gene Ontology annotation, molecular function: signaling receptor binding. Gene Ontology annotation, cellular component: synapse; plasma membrane; neuron projection. The record is from RefSeq and is a predicted model, not a curated record. The transcript is spliced from 10 exons.